UCUUUAAAUCUCAAACCAAUACCCCCUCUAAGUAUUGCUUUACUUUUGUUAAUCAUCUCUUACUGAUUGAAUAAAUUUUGAUGCCCGAAUCGUCACUGUUACCAUAUAUCUUAAGCUUUUAGCCGGUUUCUUCUGUUAGGCUUUGUUUGCGUUUGCGUUUGUUAUUUUGAUAGCACUGGGGAACUGAAGGAUUCUUAUCAAGUUGUUGACGAUAAUGGAACAGGAAUGCAAAAUCGGUGGUGAAGGUUUGAGAAAUCGAGAUGUUGUGAACAAGAACAGGAUCAGUGAGUUACCUGAAGCUCUGCUUCUGCAUAUAUUGUCUUCACUUCCGACAAAAACUGUCGUAGCCACUAGUGUUUUGUCCAAAAGUUGGAGAUCUCUUUGGACGUUGGUGCCAAAUCUCAAGUUCAAUUCUGAAUUUUACAGAAGUGAACACCAUAGAUUUUCAGAGAUUGUAUUCAGGUCUUUGCUUUCACAUAAAGCUCCUGUUCUAGAGAGUUUGCAUUUGGUAGUUGUAAAUAAAUCUGAAGUUUUAGAUGUUGGAAUUUGGGUUGGGAUUGCAUUUGCACACCAUGUGCGUAAAUUGGUAUUGGAUCUUCAUAACCAGGAGGAAGAGUUCGCCAGAUUACCGAGUGUUUUAUGGAGCUAUAGUAAUACACUCGAGACCUUGGAACUCAAGGAUUUGUUUCUUCUGGAUAUUCCUUCUUCAGUUUGCAUGAAAUCCCUUAGAAAGCUUCACCUUGACUAUGUGUGGUUCGAAGACGAAGAAUCUAUCUCCAAACUUUUUCGUGGCUGUCCCAGUUUGGAAGAUUUGUUCGUGAACAGAAAAAGCAAUCUCGAUGUGGGGACUUUCACCAUUGCAGUGCCAUCGUUACAGAGACUGGUCAUAGAAGAUUAUUUUGCAGGAGAAGGUGAUGGAGGCUAUGUGAUAAAUGCUCCUUGUUUGAAAUACUUGGACAUCAGUGGGUUGGAGUGGCUUGAGUUUUGUUUGAUUGAGAAGGCCCCAGAGCUGGUAGAGGCAAAAAUAGUUGACGUUUCUUAUAUAGACAAUGAGAACAUUUUAUUAUCUCUAACUUCAGUCAAACGUCUUACCUUACACUUAUCACCCUUCAAGAUCAAGUAUCCUACUAGUAUUAUCUUCUAUCAGCUGGUAUAUUUGGAGCUAGGUACACUAAAACGGUGGAAUCUACUUUCGCUCAUGCUCGAUAGUUGUCCCAAACUGCAAACCCUUAAGCUCAUCGACCGAUGGUGGUAUGCUAGAAAAGAUUGUCCAGUGGGUUGGGAGUGGAGUCAACGAAAAUGUGUACCUGAAUGUUUGUUGUUCCAUCUUGAGACAUUUAUGUGGACAAAAUACGACUGGCAACGAGAAGAUGACAAAGAAGUGGCCAUAUACAUCCUUAAGAACGCAAGACUCUUGAAGAAAGCAUUUAUCUCUACUGAAGCCAUCAAUUCUAAAGAGCUCGAGAAGUUGGAAAAGAGACGUGAGAUGCUCAACCAGUUGGCUACUGAGGUCAGGGAUUCAAUGUCAUGCCACCUCGAGUUCGAGUGUGCUACGUAUUCUUCUUAUUAUUAGGAUGUAUUCGUAACAUCUUUCACAAUGUGACAAUAGGAUUAAAAACAAAAUCAGUCAGAAAGUAAGGCCCUGA
Molecule: messenger RNA, 1646 nt
Organism: Camelina sativa (false flax)
Lineage: Eukaryota; Viridiplantae; Streptophyta; Magnoliopsida; Brassicales; Brassicaceae
Product: FBD-associated F-box protein At3g49020-like
Molecular function (GO): protein binding
Source: RefSeq, a predicted model, not a curated record